AUGGUGUUGGCCAAGAUCCUGUCCUUCGACCCGGCAGCGGGCUGGAAGAAGACUGGCAGUGGUGUAAAAUUCGACAAGUCCCUCACGUCUCAGGACCAGGCAACUGCUAGGUCAGAAUCCCCUUCUACCGCCGAAACCUCCCACGCCACUACAUUGUCAUCAGUCGUGCCGGACGCCGAUCUCUGGCUCAACGUCGGCAUCAUAUACCGCGCCGGCAUCCUGCUGUACAUGCUCCGAACACUAGUCCUCGACAUAUCAGAGGACAAGAGCUACCUACACGAGGCCAACCCAUCCCUAGAAAUCGCAACCCUCCGACUCGAGACGCGACGAGUCCUCGCCAGCGCCCUCGCCCCGAUCUUCUCCGAUUCCGCCAGCACGAAGCACCUGGGCAAGCUGGUGUUCUUCCCCGUCUUCGUCUGCGGCAUGGAGGCGGGCCAGGGCGAGAAGGCGCUGCAGGAGUUCAUCGUCCACGGCCUGGAGAUGCUGGGCCGGAUGCUGGGCACGUUUGGCCCGGUCAGCGCCGUCGAUGAGCUCAGGGGCAAGUGGGCGGCUGAUGCGGCCGCGGGCGCUGGAGGGGACGGGUGUUACUUGGGAUGA
Messenger RNA from Anthostomella pinea, 597 nucleotides. The record is from the annotation of a GenBank genome assembly. Lineage: Eukaryota; Fungi; Ascomycota; Sordariomycetes; Xylariales; Xylariaceae.